This is a messenger RNA of Tuber aestivum (summer truffle), 6331 nucleotides long. NCBI's taxonomy places the organism in Eukaryota, Fungi, Ascomycota, Pezizomycetes, Pezizales, Tuberaceae. The record is from the annotation of a GenBank genome assembly.
AUGGGUACACCAACAUUUAACAAGGAACUCAAGUUCCGGAUGGAGGGCGCUUCAUUGUGGGACAAGGGGAAAUAUAUUUUCCACGAGAAACUCAAAAACGAUGAGGGCGGGUCCCUUGCUCAUGUUCAGCAAUUCCUUAGUGACACCACGACGAUAAAGCAAGCGUUAGAGGUUGGGGAAAGCACGAAGAAGAAGGCCGAGGGAAAGUAUUCGGGAAGGAUUGGGAAAAUCUUGAGGAAGAUGCAAUUCUUUGCGCAGUUUGGAGACAUUGCUAUCCAGCAUAAUCCCGAGACAACAGCGCUAGUAUGGGCAGCCUUUAGGAUGAUGUUGCAGGUAUGUACUGCAAAUCUCUGCGCUUACUUUUAAACGUCGGCUAUAUGUUGAGGAUGAGCGCAGCUGGCGGUCAACGACCUUGAAACAUGCGAAAUACUCACUUCAGCGUGCGAUGAUGUUGCCGGCACAGUAUUCAUGUGUGAAGUGUAUGAACGGCGGUAUAUUCAAGUGAUGCAUGAUGAGGAUAGCGAUAUAGCACAAAAGGUGGUUGAAAGGAUACCAUCUCUUUACGCCAUAGUUCUGGAGUUCUCGUACGAGGCAAGGAGGCAUAUGAGUAGAGGGAAAUUCUGUAAGCGAUGCAUAUCCGAAACUCACCCUCGUCCAAGAAAAAGUGUCGCAUAUUGACUUGGUAUACAUACUGUAGCUCGGUUUCUAAAAUCAGGAGAAAGUACGAAUUUCACGCGUUUGCUGAAUGAUAUCAAGAAAGUCUCAGUUGAGAUCAACGAUCUAGCAGGUCUGGCGUUUCAGCAAGAUGUUUUGAAAACUCUCGGAGGUUUGCACGCUCUCACUCCAAGUUAAACGCUAGAGAUAUAGUGCUGAUUGGCUGGGAAGAAAUUGUUCAUCAAUCGGGCGAGGGAAUUGAAGAGCUACGUAAUCUCAUGUCGACCAUCAUAGAAGGUAUGUGCCCUGUUAUCCUCUCACUAAAUUCUCCUCGGCCAUUUAAGUCUGAUAGAAUCAAAACAAAGAAAACAAAAAGAAUGCUCAAGAGUCCCGUUUCGAGCAGAAGAUCAGGGCAGAAGCAAAGGAGCGAGAGAGAGUGGAGGCCGAAUAUGAGAAAAAUCUUAAGUGGCUCGACCGCCUAGAGGAUCCCGGUUACGAACAUCGAACAAACACCAACCUCCGGCAGUCGAAUACCUGUACCUGGAUAUUUGGGGACGAGGAAUAUAAAAAUUGGUAUGAAUCUGAGAGUUCUAGCAUGGUAUGGGUUGUGGGAGAUGUAGGUGAGAUAGCCUGGAUAAUCCUGCCUUGGGCGCUUCCGGGUGCCCCCAACCCGGGCCGCUUGGGGACGGUUUCCCUGAAAAAGUUGAAUAAGUUCGUAUGGGGUGUUAGUGUGUAAUACUGAUUUCAUCCAGGUUUUGGAAAAUCCGUGCUUCUGUCAGCUGUUAUCGAGGAACUCCUAAAGGUGGAUGAUGGCCGUAUCGUGCUAUUCUUCUUUUGCAAAUCUGGGGAUGAUAGUACACAGCGUGCGGGGGCUAUCUUUCGCAAUCUUAUCGCUCAUAUUUAUCAAAAGAUCCAUGAUAACUUCCCCGAACUCCUUGAGGAAAGCGCUAAGAUAUUGGCCAAGGUGCAAAAGAAAGGCGGUCUCGGAAAGAAUGACUUGGAAUAUGCCAAGUCUGUGAAGAAUCUCAAGCCGGCCCUUGAAGGUCUAGCUAGACUUCAUGAAAAGCCAGUAUUUAUCGUUAUUGACGCUUUGGAUGAGUGUAACGACCGCGAGAAGGAAGGGUUGACUAAUUCACUACGUGGAAUGGUUGGCACAAGCGCCAACCUUAAGAUUCUGGUGGCUAGUCGCCCCGAAGCCGAUCUCCUGCAAGGGUUUGAGGAAAUUCCGAAGAUUGAACCCGGACACAAUAAUAACAACUCGGGAGAUAUCAAGGCCUACCUCGUUGAAGAAUUGAAUAAGCUCUCGAGCUGUACACCCAAAGAGCGCAAGACGGCACUGAAGGAGAUCAUUAAGAGAUCGGCAGGGAUGUUCAGAUAUGCAAAUCUAGCGGUAGAUAGACUCCGACAGCCAUGGCGUCGGCCUAUUGAAAAACAUCUCGCUACUUUCCCUGAUGGGUUAGAGGCUUUCUAUCGGCAGCGCUUCCAACAAAUCAAACCCGAGCUUCGGGAGAUUCUCGUGAUGGCCUUGAGGUGGAUUAUAUUAGCCAAAGGAGACGUUACUCCCCUGAUUGUUGCAGAAGAUUAUCGACGAGUGUUUGAUGACGAGUGUGAUGAUGAUGAUGGUGAUGAUAUGGGCGGAACUGAUGAAGCUAGUUCUGACGAUGGAAGUGGUGAAGAGAGUGACAAUGAAGAGGCGGAUCAAGGAGUGGCGUUAACCGAUGGAGCCGGAGCGGUUGAUGGCCAAAAAGUAGGAGAUGACAACAUGCAGAAGAAGAACGAAGACAGCGGAGAUCCGGGGACCGAACCAACUGAUAUCCCCGAAGGAAAUGACGAUGAUGUUCCGGCAGCGGAAGAGGACAAGGAAGCUAAUGAAGAAAAUGCAGAUGAAUAUGGCGGCAUGCUCGAUGACACGCUUAAGCAUGUGCGGGAAGCAGGUUCAAUAUUCAUUAAAUUCAUUAAAUCCACAGACAGAGAUGCUCCGCUGCGCCUACGACACACCUCUGUUAAGGAUUUUGUCCUCAAAGAGAGCUCUAAAUAUGCCUCUAUCCGCCGAGAAACGUUUUGUUCUCGAUGUGCGAGCAACGGAAGUGAGCAGAUUACCCCGCUUUUGGUCACUCCCAAGCAUGGCCACUUGAUUCUUUCCUUGACUAUCUGUGAGUUCCCCUGCCAGCAUUCGGGAAUGAGUGACUAGUUGUGGCUGAUAAUGUAAAUGACCGCAGUCACCCAUCUAAAUUCUGAAACCUUUAAGCGUCGCUACCUACCAAUAGUUGCGACCGAAGAGUCUGAGGCGGGUGAUCAGGAUACUGACGAGGGGGUGGCAGGUGAGGAGGAGGGGGACGUAGAUGUCCAGAAUGACGGCGCAGUCGAGGAAAGUAAAGAAGUCUGCGAUGGUAAUGAAACAAAAGAAAGGGGAGAACAAGAGGGUGGAGGUGCGGGAGGGGAGUUGGAUGCGGGGGCUACAAUGGAAGAGGAGGAUAGAAGAGGAGAGGGAGGGGCAAUUGAAGAGAGAGGUAAGCCAACGGAUGAGACCGCCAAGGAUGGCACGGGCAAUAAGGGAGAAGGGAUAGUCAAAGACAGCAAGGAUCUCGAAACCACAUACCCGAGGAAAGGUGAAGACGACUGCGCCAGUACUCUACAAGAAUCGACACCAUUACUUAUGAAUGACUCCGGAAUCGAUGUUUCGUCCCUCGAGAAUGAUGGGGAACAAUUGGCGGGGGAGGAGGGGGCAGAGGUAGCGGAAGUAGUUGAGGAGGAAGAUAGAAGGGAUCUUAUCCGCAGAACCGGUCCUUUGUGUCAGAACGAGCGGACCUUCUUUUGGUGUGCGGACGAACAGAGCGAAUAUGGAUCGGAGUUCUUUGAUGGUUCCAAGGGCGAGAAACUCGAAAAAAUCGCGAUAUUCGCCGACACGCACAACCUAGAUGCACCCAUUAAGGGCCUACGCUUCAAGCGCAAGGAUCUAGGUUGGAGUCAUUAUUUUGGCCAUAGCAUAAGGGGGCGAACUGGAGUAGUUGUCUUCGACCUUCAGGGAGAAAUAAUUCAAGGAGUUCUCUUCCAGCGGGCUGCAGGGCUGCUUGCUUUAUCUGUAGGUGCAUGUAACCAUUUUUCCGGCUAUGUUCUAACCAUUUGGACAGUUUAAGACUGAGGCGCGGCGAGGUCCGUACUAUGGUCUAUGGUUCAAUAGCCAGGACAUUGCCGUAGCUGACUAUCCCGGGCAUGUUCCAAUUGGACUAUGUUGGUCUAAGAAUCCUUCCGAAAGGGUCCCUCUUGGGCUACUAUAUAAAGCCGCUGACCCCCCAGAGGAAUACGCUUAUAUACCUCAGGAACAACAGAAUCCACCAACGGAAUGGAUCACCGAUUUCAAACCAACAUUGGAAGAAGCUGAGAAUGGAUCGGGAGCUGAUGGUACCGCGAGUGAGGCAGAUUCUGAUUACGAGCUUGAACCCCAGGAGCCCAAAGGAGAUGGCGGGGAUGCUUCACUGAGCCCGUGCAGAUACGAGCUCGCAAAUUGGAUGUAUCAUCUCCAGCAGGCGGAGCGUCUAUGGACGCCAGAGGAGCGUGAAGGCAAUAAAGACUGGGAUAGGCUUUGGGAUUUGGUUGAAAAUUUUUUAUGCAACAGUCCCGCGGAAUUUACGCUAUGGCAAUACGAAGUUUGGCCAAUUGUAUACCCCUAUUCCUUUGAUGAAGAUAGUGUUAGUGGGGCUCUGCAUGUUGCUGCCUCUUAUAGCUUGACAGGACUGGUUGCAAGAUUACUAAAGAAAGGCCACGAUGUCAACUCGGCAAAUGGGGACAGAAUAACACCCCUGCACCUAGCGGCGGCACUGUCUCAAGACCCAGGUCUUGUCAAAUUACUCCUUGAACAUGGAGCAGAUGUCAAUGCCAUAGACUGCAACCAACGGACUCCUCUUGGAGAGCUUUCGUUAAAGCUGAAUGGUUCUCCCGAAAUUGCAAAACUUCUCCUUGAUGGUGGUGCUACCGUAGAGGCAGCAGAUUGGUCGGGCAUGACGCCAUUGCAUGCCGCCUGUCAGAACGGAAACGUCGAGAUAUUCAGGCAACUAGUUGAGAAAGGUGCAAAUGUGAAAGCACAGGACGAAACCGGCGAAACACCACUCCAUAAAGCUUUACGCCGCGCAGAUCCACCCCCAGAAUUAAUCGAGGAGCUCAUUCAGCACGGCGCCGAUGUGAACGGGCAGGAUCGGCAAAGUCAAGCUCCACUCUAUGAGGCGGCAGAAUUGGGGAGUUCUGCUGCUGUUUCUAUUCUCUUGAGACUAGGGGCGAAUGUCAAUGAUGAUGAUGAGACCGGAACUACAGCGCUGCAUAUUGCAGCUGCGAGUGGCCAUUGCGGGGUUGUCUCUCUACUGAUAGAGAACGGCGCAGAUCUUAAUGCGAAGGACCACAAGGGCAAAACAGCAUUAGCUUGGGCAACUCAGAACGGAAGGGGUGAGGUUGUCUCAUAUCUCCUCGAGAAGCAAACCUCCCAAGACCCUGAAAAGUCCUACCUUGUCGCUGCAGAUAGUCAAGGGAGGACUGCUCUCCACCGCGCUGCGGCUAAAGGGUAUACCGAGAUUGUAACGAAACUCUUGGAUGCGGGUAACCCAAGCUUCGGCCCAACACAGCUGGAAGGAAACAGCCUAGCAGCAACUCCAUUGCACCCGGCCGUAUUCGGAGGGCACGUAAAAGUUGUUGAGCUACUCGUGGAACGCGGCAGCGAUAUAAAUGCGCCAAACCGAAAUGGGCAAACCCCCUUGGAGCUUGCCGUGACCCAGUGGGGUGUUUGUUACGAAAGCCGGUGGGAAGCAAUGCACGAUUGCAUAAUGGCUAUGAUUAAAAGCCACCCCCAGGCAGCAGUAAACAACUGGAAAUUAUUCCGCACAGCAAUCUACAAUAACUCUGUGGAUGUAGUCACAAGUGUACUUGACCAGGGUAUCGACCCAAACGCACUCGAUGAGCAUGGAUGGUCACCUCUAGCUAUUGCUGAACAAAUGUUGAACAGUAGAGCUAUUGAGGACGUAGUAGAGAUUCUUAAAGCUCGAGGGGCGAGAGAGUUUGGGGCUCCCACGGGUGAAGCGAAUGGAGGGCCGGUCAUAGGGCAGCCCCCGAUGCUAAUGAACCGGAAUGAUAGGGGGCCCAUCGUGGACGUUUCGGAGGAUGGGCUAGAAGUUCGCUCGCUCAGUAAGUAGCUUUCAUGAGCCCUUGAUGCAGUGAAAUAUUCACUUACCAAAAAAAAUGAUCUACAGGACCCGAAUCUCUACAUUACGGCUCGAUACGAGCAAACCACCCGAUACCCAAGGGGGAGUACACAUUUUACUUCGAAGUUGAGCUCCAAAAUGUUAUAAGAUUAGAGAGCGACUGCCCGUAAGCGCACCAACCAACCAACCAGUCAACUAAUUAUUCGCCCAACUUGCUAACCCCUCAAACCACUAGUGUCAUCGCUAUAGGAAUAUGUACCGAUGUAGCACCCCUAGAAGACCAGGUGCCAGGCAUGAGUGAACUGGGCAGCAUAGCCUACCACGGCGACGACGGUGGAUUCUAUCACAAUGGAGACGGGCGCGAAAUCUACGGGCCGACCUACAGCGCCGGAGACGUCAUUGGUUGCGGGGUAGACUUUGUCAACGACCGCAUAUUCUUUACAAAAAAUGGGGAAUUUCUAGGUGGGCUUAACUCCCACUUCAUUGCAUAA